AAGAGCUUUAUCAGUGGCAGUCUCCCCCUGUCGUCAUAACAGCAUAGUACGGCUCUGACACUACCUCCACUCAAUACCGAGAGAGAGAGGGGCACAAUAAACAGAAGACAUCUGUGUCUGACAUCGAUGCAGCGAAGACCGUAAUUUAAACCGCGCGUCUUCGCUCCCCAACUAGAAACCCUCCUCACCCCAUGAACGGUGCCGGUGACACGGGGUUUAACGUCCUCUAAAGACGGUGACAGGGCGAGGAGGGAAGGUUGCCUUCCGGGGGAAUCAUCGAAGCAGCAGCUGAAGCAGGGUUGGUUUGGUUUUGACCACUGGAGGACCCACCACUAACUAGCUGGAUCUGAGGGACUCCAGACAGAACAGAGACCACACACCUCCGACUACCUAACAUCAGAACCAAGAAGUAAACAAUCAGCAAACAACAACAACAGCGCCAUGCAUACCUCCCUCGUCUUCCUCCUCCCCUUCUUCCUCCUCUCUCUCCUCGCCUCCUCUUCUUCUUCCCAGAGUGACUCUCCGGAACUCAUCGUCACCAUGCGGGCAGGACGUGUCCGCGGCGUCCGCCUACCGACACCAGACCGGAGUCACGUGACCGCUUUCCUCGGAAUCCCAUUCGCGGAGCCCCCACUGGGCAAGAAGCGCUUCCGAAAGGCGGAGCCCAAGAAGCCAUGGUCAGACUUGUUCGAAGCUAGCUCCUACCCCAACGCCUGCUACCAGUUCGUUGACACCUCUUUCCCGGGGUUCCAGGGAACCGAGAUGUGGAACCCCAACAGGGAGAUGAGCGAGGACUGCCUCUACCUCAAUGUCUGGGUCCCCACCUCCACCAGACCUCACAACCUCACCGUGAUGGUAUGGAUCUACGGAGGAGGGUUCUACAGCGGAUCAUCGUCCCUGGACGUGUACGACGGGCGCUACCUGGCUCACUCAGAGAAGGUGGUGGUGGUUUCCAUGAACUACCGUAUCGGGGCCUUUGGGUUCCUGGCUCUCCACGGCUCCUCAGAGGCCCCUGGGAACGUGGGGCUCUUAGACCAACGCAUGGCCCUCCAGUGGGUCCAGGAUAACAUCCACUUCUUCGGGGGCAACCCCAAACAGGUGACCAUCUUUGGGGAGAGUGCCGGAGCAGUCUCUGUUGGGAUGCACCUCCUGUCUCCCGACAGUCGACCCACCUUCACCCGAGCCAUACUCCAGAGUGGAGCCCCCAACUGCCCCUGGGCCACUGUUACGCCAGCUGAAGCCCACCGGAGGGCCGUCAUGUUGGGGAAGCUCGUCGGCUGCCCCUCUGGGGGUAACGAUACGGAGCUGGUGGACUGUCUUCGCAACAAGCCCCCGCAGGAGCUCAUUGACCAGGAGUGGCAGGUCAUGCCAUGGUCUGCCAUCUUCCGUUUCUCCUUUGUGCCCGUCAUCGACGGCGUGGUCCUUCCGGACAACCCCGAGGCCAUGCUCAGCUCAGGCAACUUCAAGGACACCCAAAUCCUGCUGGGGGUCAACCAGGACGAGGGGUCCUUCUUCCUCCUCUAUGGAGCCCCCGGCUUCAGCAAGGACAAUGAGUCACUGAUCUCGCGCGAGGACUUCCUGGAAAGCGUGAAACUGAGCGUUCCGCAUGCCAAUGAGAUCGGCCAGGAGGCUGUGGUUCUGCAGUAUACUGACUGGUUCGAUGAGAACAACGGGGUAAAGAACCGCGAUGCCCUGGACGAUGUGGUCGGAGACCACAACGUCAUCUGCCCCCUGCAGCACUUCGCCAGGAGCUAUGCCCAGUUUCACUCUAACCAGGGUGCCAACAACGGGCAACAAGCGGGCAACGCAGGGGCCACGACGAAGGAUGGGAACUCACAAGGUGGAGUGUACCUGUACCUGUUUGACCACCGUGCGUCUAACCUGGCGUGGCCUGAGUGGAUGGGCGUUAUCCAUGGUUACGAGAUAGAGUUUGUGUUCGGCAUGCCGCUGGAGAAGAGACUCAACUACACAGCCGAGGAGGAGAAACUGAGCCGACGCAUGAUGAGAUACUGGGCCAACUUCGCACGCACCGGUAACCCCAAUAUCAACUUUGAUGGCAGUGUGGAUAGCAGGCGGAAGUGGCCCCAGUUCACCAACAGUGAACAAAAACACGUGGGUCUGAACACGGAAUCCCUGAAGAUCCACAAGGGCCUGCGGAAUCAGCUGUGUGCAUUCUGGAACCGCUUCCUGCCACGCCUCCUCAACAUCACCGAUAACAUAGAUGAGGCGGAGCGUCAGUGGAAGGUGGAGUUCCAUCGUUGGUCCUCCUACAUGAUGCACUGGAAGAGCCAGUUCGACCAUUACAGCAAGCAGGAGCGCUGCACUGACCUCUGAGGAGAGAAAGAAAGAGAUGAUGAAGACCUUGUCCUUCCAUAGUUUCCUACAAUUCUUCAUGUGAUAUAAUUUGUUUAAGGCUUGCAAUUUAACUCGACGAAGGUCAAACAGUGGAUUCCUUUCCCCCACAAAAUCACAUUUACUGUAUCACAAAUCAUAUUUUCUGUGUGUUUUUUGUUUGUUUCCAUUGCAGAUGUUUGGCUGCCUAAAACACGUCCAUAAGCUGACAAUUUAUCAGCAUCAAAUUUAUUAUGGAAGGAGGUGGUCAUUGAUGAAGGCUGUGAAAAGGUGAACAUUUCAAAGGUGUGUCAUUACAAUACCUCUGAAGACUGUGUGUAUGUGUGUGUGUGCGUGUAUGCAUGCAUGCAUCCGUGGGCAUGUGUGUGUGUGUGUGUGUGUGUGUGUGUGUGUGUGUGUGUGUGUGUGUGUGUGUGUGUGGAAGUGUGGUAUGACUGAACCUCUGUUCCACAUCACUCUUAUUUUUUUUACUUCACUUUAUUAUUUUCCAGUUGAUACAAAUCUCGCUAUCUGCUUAUUUUUAAUGAUCUUUAUUUAAAACAGCUAUUAUGAACACUGUUUCACUGUCUAACAAUGUAUCCGUUCACUUGUCGUUCGUCUAUCUCGUAUAUAUGUCCUUCCCCCCCGUUCUUCUAUCCUUCUUUCUUUCUCUCUGACUGUAUUGGUUAGGUGAUCUGCUGUUCUAUCUGUGUAGUGUCUUCUCCUGUGUCUCAAAUGACACCCUAUUCCCUAUAUAGUGCACUACUAAGCUCUGGUUGAAAGUAGUGCACUCCAUAUGGAAAAGGGUGGGAUUCAGAAAUACAAUCUGUGUCUGUGUAGCGUCUUUUUUUGCAUCUCAAAUUACACCCUAAUCCCUACAUAAGUGCACUACUAAGCUCUGGUCGAAAGUAGUACAUGGAAUAGGGUGGGAUUUGGGAUGUAGUCUGGGUGGGUCCAAACCUAAAACCUCUGAUCAAUUAUUAUAGGAAUCUGGAGCCAUGUAAAUCUCUGUGUGCUGGUUUAGAAAAUAACUAUACUGGAUAAAAACAAUUAGACUGUGUGUGUGUGUUGCACUACAUGGAUAUAAACAGACAAGUGCAUACAAAGUUCAUAUACACACACUAUCGCUCUCUCACACACCAAACACACACACACACACACACACACACACAGAGUGGAUUGAAAAACGUGCACGGAGGACCAAUACUCACAAGUUCAGCGAUCAACAAGAUAGACAUGUAGUCAUGUUAUAUGUCACACAUGUCUAUCUUGUUCAUCGCUGAACUUCAUCGCUGAACUCCGUGCACGUUUCUCAAUCCACUCUGUGUGUUUCGGUGUGUGUGUGUUUCGGUGUGUGUGUUUCGGUGUGUGAGAGAGCGAUAGUGUUUGUAUGCACUUGUCGGUAUAUAUCCACAUACCUCUGUCAAUCACCUAUAUGUAGCCAAGCACUUGUGAACGUCAGUCACACCCACUGUUGUUUGUUCUAGCAUCAGAAUGCAGUAAAGUAUUAUAUUUUGUGGGCGUGAGGGUGUGUGUGUGUGUGUGCAUACUACUAAUAUUGUCUCCGUGCCAACGGGUCGAUGUGUCUCGCUCCCCUCCAUCUCUCUCUUUUGUCCUAUCCAUCUCUCUCCCGUCUCAACCCCCCCUCUCUCUCCACCUUCCCCUCCAUCUCUCUCUCCUCCAUCUCGCCAUGUCCCCAGAGGACGAACGGUUCUCGUUAGUCUAAUGGAGACUGAAGUAAUUCACUCAGUGUGUGUGUGUGUGUGUGUGUGUGUGUGUGUGUGUGUGUGUGUGUAAUUCAGUGCUCCAGUGAAACGACAGGAUGCUGCGUCAGCCAUUCGCUGGCUAUGAGACUGACAGGCCUGGCUGGGCUGUACUGCACUGCUCUGCUGCAGUGGCCGGGGCUGAUGGAGAGAGAGGGAGGAGGGUGAGAGAGGGGUGAGAGAUUGAGAGCAUGGGUAGGAGAGAUGAGAGAUGGAGAGGGAGGGGAAUGAGAGAUGGAGCUAGGGUGAGUGGGAAAUGGAGAGAGAGAGGGUAAAGAUAAAAAGAGAGGGGAAGAUGGAGGGAAAAAAGAAAACAGGGUUACGUACUCCACUCUUGUCUAUACUAAGGUUAUUUAUCAUUAAUGUGACAUAUAAGUACUAUGUGUGGGUUAAUAUUACUCUUUUUCAAUAUUUUAUUUUGCAGUUGCAUUCUUCAGGUUUAAACCAACUACAGAUGUCAGAGUAUAAGAGACUGUCUGGAGGGUUUAUCGAUCACUUCCGUAUCUGUUGAGAUUGUUCUGAGUUUGGCUGCUCUCGUAGGGACUUUGACAUGAUAAAUCCGUCCGUCGGUCUAUCUGUCUUUGUGUGUUCUCUGAAUGUGUGUCUAAUUGUCUGUCACGGUGAGUCUACCUUUUGUUUGUUUGUUUGUCCAUCUGUGUCCACCUCUGUCUCUCUGUGUCUGCUUGCCUUUGUCUAAUUGUCUGUGUCCAUCCGCCCGUCUCUAUACAGUUUUUGCAUGAUGUCAUACUUUUGUGAUGUCAUAUGUGUAAUGUCAUAUUUAUUUGAACUUGCGUUUGUUGACAUUGUGGAAGGGAUCAGGAUCAGCCUUGUGAUUGGUCAGUGGGUCUUUCUGCGAAUCAUUAUGAUUGGUUUAUUCACCGGCAUGUACAACUCCUAUUUAACGACUGGAGUAGAGUAGUCUAGCUUUAAAAAAUAUAUAUAUAUAAAAUAAAAAAGUCAAAGACUAUCUGUAAUUAUUUAGAUACUGGUUGAGUCCCAAAUGGCACCCUAUUCCCCACAUAGUGCGUUACUUUUCAUCAGGGCCCAAAGGGCUCGGGUCAAAAGUUGUGCACUAUAUAGGGAAUGGGUUGCCAUUUGGGACGCAUCCACUUUGUUUGACUGAACAGAAUGCGUGUGUAUGUACGGAUUGGCUGCGUGAGUGUUCCGAUGAUGACUGAGUGACAGCUGCUCAAGCACCUCUUUUCCAAUAAGAGGGCCUGCUUACCCUUUCUCCUCCAAUGAUAUCCCUUUAUGCAUGUCCAGAGCAACAACCCCCCCCCUCUCUGUAUUCUACUCCAAAUUUAUGACAGUUAUUUUCUGUAACAAUAUAAUACCCCUGAUGUUCUGAUAUGUAUUUUGAUUAUUAUUACAAUUAUUAUAGCUUUGAAAUUACAGUUGAUGUUAGCAAUAAUAUAACACAUUGAUAACUAAAUAUAUGACAUUUAUUGUAUGAUGAUGACAACGAUGAUGAUGAUUAUGACGAUGAUGAUGAAGAUUGACAAAGCAAUAUAAUAUAUAUAAAGAGUGCCAUAUUUUUAUUUGAAUUGUUAUAUUAUUAUUUUUAUUUUUCCUUUUUCAAUCCAACAGUAUUAGUACAGUACUACUACAGUAUACUAGUCUAAACAGUAUAUAGAGUAUAUACAGUAUUAUGGGUAUAUACAGCAUAGUAUCUACUGUAUAUAGUAUAUACAGUUUAAACUAGUAACACUACUGUACUAUUACAGUACUACUACUUCUGCAUCAUUUGUUACAGUCGCUAGUACUUUAAAUAAUACAUUAGAAUGGCUUUUGUAGAAGUAUGUAUUCAUGAAUGCCAGCUUGUUGUUUGUCAAAUUGGAACAAAAUAAAGACACCAUGCUUGCUUACCUCUAA
Molecule: messenger RNA, 5966 nt
Organism: Salmo salar (Atlantic salmon)
Lineage: Eukaryota; Metazoa; Chordata; Actinopteri; Salmoniformes; Salmonidae
Gene: ache
Product: acetylcholinesterase (Yt blood group)
Biological process (GO): choline metabolic process; acetylcholine catabolic process
Cellular component (GO): plasma membrane
Molecular function (GO): acetylcholinesterase activity
Source: RefSeq, a predicted model, not a curated record